Molecule: messenger RNA, 207 nt
Organism: Linum tenue
Lineage: Eukaryota; Viridiplantae; Streptophyta; Magnoliopsida; Malpighiales; Linaceae
Source: the annotation of a GenBank genome assembly
UUGCUUUUCCUUUGUCCGUCGAGCGAGGCCAUCCCACAGGCCACAACCAGCACCUCACCGCCGCUCCACGCCCCACGCGUCGACCCAGCUCCCCCCUGCCUCGACACCGCUCGCCGCCGCCUCGACCCAGCUCUCCGCUCCCCGCCUCGACGCCACUCCCCGCCGCUGCCUCGACGUUACCUCCGAGCUUUUCCAGUUGGUGCUUAA